GUACCGAACAAGUUUCAGACCUCGGUACACAGUUGCGUAUAAGACAGUAACAGAGUUGGAAUGGAGAUGUUGUCCUGGGUACAAAGGGGAAGACUGCAGAGAAGGCCCAGCAGAAAAGCCGAACACUGCUCGUCGUCCCACGACACCAGCAAAACCUGUUGUGAAGAAAGGCUUGGAUGCAGAACCAACAGAAGUGCCAGAACCUCCGCCAUAUGAGAAGAAAAUGCAAUUUCUUGAGGACGAAUUGUUUAGACUUACACGAGCAGUGCUUGAACUUCAGUCCUCCGUGGCAGGUGUGAAUGAAAACCUAAAGUUGACUGUCCAAGAAGAUGCGAGUAAGAUGUUGGUCACUUGGCUGAACAACCUGUAUGACCGCCCAGAGCCUGAUAGCGCAGUUGGUGGGGAAACAGACACUAUUCAUCUGCCUGGACUCCUCAGCAAUAAAGAUCAUAAAGAUCCUUUUAUUGAUUUUGAAAUGGAAGAUCUAAAGUCUGAGCUGGCUGAGGUCAAAGAAGCCUUGAAGAUGAGGAACGACAAGCUGGAGGAACUGAAUGGAAAAGUAAAAGGCUAUGAAGGACAACUAAAACGACUUCAGGAAGCAGCACAGGGACCUACAAUAACAAUGCCCAGUGACAAUAUAUAUCGGGAGUAUAUUGACUCGAAAUUUGAGUCUCUCAGGCAGGAAAUACUGGAAGGAUUUGAAAAGAAAAUGGCAGAUCUGAAGAACACCUGUGAAUACAAACUGCAGGAUAUCCAGCAGCAGUGUGGUGACAAUGAAAAUAACUGUUUAGGAAUAAUUGAUGUUAUAAAAGGAAAAGAGAAUGACUUGAGGAAAGAAAUAAAUACUCUCCGAACUCAGAUUCCAUCAAACAAGUCCAGUUGUUGCAAGGAAGGUGAGAGAAAUGGCUUUGACCAGCAGAUGAAAGAUCUAGAACAGAAGAUCGACAGAGUUGCGGAGGCGCACAGGAUCUUGAAUGUCAGAAUAGAUAAUGAAGUCAGUCGACUGUCAACCCCAGAUCUAGAAGACAUGCUUGGCGAGAGGUUGGAGGAGCUCGAUGCGAGGAUGAAUGUUACGGAACGAAAUGCUGAAGAACAUUGCUUUUACGUGGAGGAAACUCUCCGCGGUGCUAUAGCUGCUGAGGUAGAUGAAUUGAGAGACUUGUUUGACCAAAAGCUGCGGGCCCUGGAAGAUAGGCUGGGUGGCACGAUUUUAGAGAUCGCUAAUGCCACAGACCCAGAUGGCAUGUACAUUAAUCCCGGGCCCAUCUUUCCCAGUGAUGCAGGAUUUGCAAAUGAGCAAUUUACAACAGAGAUGAAUUUCCUGAAGAAUAAACUGUUGUCGCUUGAACACCUCUGUGGGCAGAAAUGUCAGUUGGCACCGCAAGGUAGGGAGGACCUUCAGAAAGAGCUAGAAAAUUGUGACAACAAAUACAAUCACUUGCUUUUGAAAACCGAGAAUAACUCUGUUCUCCUGCAGUCUCUAAAUAGCUCUCUUAACGAGAAAGCCAACUUAAUUAAGGGUAACCAACGUGACAUCCAGAAAAUGCAGAGAGAUGUACGUGUAUUCCGCUAUAGUCUAAAUGUCAUGGAUAAAGAUAUGAAAAAUCUUCAAGAUGGCUUGAGUAGCUGCAAGGAGCAGCUUCUGGGUGUCAAUUCUACCUGUAGAAAAACACAACGUGGUGUCUUCCGAAAAAUCGAUCAAAUGCAGAGGACAUUUGCAAAUCAGACCGCUCAUCCCAGUGAUAAUUGCUGUGGUGAGGUGAAAGAGAGACUAGAACAGUUGAACGACCAUGUCCUGAAUGAUCUUAGCAAGUGCAAAGAAAAGACCCAAGGUAUCCAGGAGGGUGUUUCAGAUGUCGAGGGCAGAGUCUCGCACGUGGAAAAAGUUUGCGGCAAGCUGGACUCAGUCUCAGGUAGCUUGCAGAAGAUAAAAGAAGGUCUGAAUAAACACGUGAGCAGCUUAUGGAACUGCAUCCGGGAAAUGAACGGAACUAUAGCAUCGCAUUCCACUGAUAUUUCUGGCCUUAAAAAUUCUGUCCAGCAGUUUUAUAGUCAGGUUUCUAAAAUCACCACGGACAUUGAAGGCGUGCUGAAAUCUCAGUCUGACACCA
This is a messenger RNA of Eurypyga helias (sunbittern), 2111 nucleotides long. RefSeq names its product elastin microfibril interfacer 2 (gene EMILIN2). The record is from RefSeq and is a predicted model, not a curated record. The annotation marks the transcript as partial. Gene Ontology annotation, molecular function: protein binding. Lineage: Eukaryota; Metazoa; Chordata; Aves; Eurypygiformes; Eurypygidae. The transcript has 2 exons.